Messenger RNA from Cicer arietinum (chickpea), 1106 nucleotides. RefSeq lists its product as uncharacterized. Lineage: Eukaryota; Viridiplantae; Streptophyta; Magnoliopsida; Fabales; Fabaceae. The record is from RefSeq and is a predicted model, not a curated record.
CAUUUCUCAUGUACAUAUCAAACAACUUUGGGAAAAGGAAAUAUAAUUAGUAUAUAGAAUGAGAAAGCCAGAGGUUUGUAGUAAAAAUAAGAAUGACAAUAAGAAGAAGAUUAAGCUUAGAAAAGGGUUAUGGUCACCAGAUGAAGAUGAGAAGCUUAUGAAUUAUAUGGUGAAGAAUGGACAAGGUUGUUGGAGUGAUGUGGCAAAAAAUGCUGGAUUGCAAAGGUGUGGAAAAAGUUGUAGACUAAGAUGGAUUAAUUACUUGAGGCCUGAUCUUAAAAGAGGUGCUUUUUCUCCUCAAGAAGAGCAACUUAUCAUCCAUUUUCAUUCCCUUCUUGGAAACAGGUGGUCUCAAAUAGCAGCACGUUUGCCGGGAAGAACCGACAAUGAAAUAAAAAACUUUUGGAAUUCAACCAUAAAGAAAAAACUUAAGAAUUUGUCUUCAACAACAACAUCAACCUCACCAAAUGCAAGUGAUUCAUCCUCACCUGAACCUAAUAAAGAGCUCAAUAUUAAUGUUUCUUCACAACAUGCAAAUUACUACAAUUACAUGAACAUGCCUAUGUUCACUUCAUCACCACUAUCAAUGCAAAACAGAGUUUUCAAUACCAUGAAUAUUGACACAUUGCCUAUGCCCACACCUAUUGAAUAUGAUGGAUACUUGUCACAAAUUGGAGUUGACUCUUAUUUAUUAGAAAAUGCUGUUUUUGGGAGUGUAAAUAUUAAUGGAGUGGAAGAGGAUGUGUUUGUUCCUAAUUCUCUAGAGAAUACUAAUACUAAUACUAAUCAUCAUAAUUUGAGAGUGGAGAAUACUUGCAAGAGAGAAACUUAUAAUAAUAGUGAUUAUUAUUUUGAUCACAUAAAUAGUAACUACAAUAUUGAUGAUCAAAAUAGGGGUGAGGUAGUGGAGAAUUUGUUUCAAGAAGAAUUCAACUUGGGAGAGUGGGGUUUUGAGGAGUUGAUGAAAGAUGUUUCUUCCUUUUUAUUUUCUUGAUUUUUUCAUUCUGAUUUAAUAAUUUGAAUAGUUAAUUACAUUUACAAUAAUCUUCCUAUAGCUUGUAAAAGGAGACCGUUAAUAGAUUAAUUGUUCUUUUGUUCAAACUUAA